AUGCUCCGGCUACUAUUUAUCGUUCGCCUUCUCUUUUUAAUGCCACUAGCUUCAUCGAGAUCCAACCACAGUGAAGAAGUCGAGAAUCUUCUCAAACUGAAAUCCACCUUUGGAGAAACAAAAUCCGACGACGUCUUUAAGACCUGGACUCACCGGAAUUCGGCAUGUGAAUUCGCCGGAAUCGUAUGUAAUUCCGACGGAAACGUCGUCGAGAUCAACCUUGGAAGUCGGAGUUUGAUCAACCGAGACGACGACGGUAGGUUCACCGAUCUUCCUUUCGAUUCAAUCUGCGAUUUGAAGUUGCUGGAGAAGCUUGUUCUAGGAAACAACUCUUUACGUGGUCAGAUUGGUACGAAUCUCGGGAAAUGUAAUCGCUUGAGAUACUUAGACCUCGGGAUCAACAAUUUCUCCGGUGAGUUUCCGGCGAUUGAUUCGUUACAAUUACUCGAGUUUUUGAGCUUAAACGCUUCUGGAAUCUCUGGAAUAUUCCCAUGGAGUUCUCUAAAAGACCUGAAACGAUUGAGUUUCCUAAGCGUUGGAGAUAACCGAUUCGGUUCGCAUCCAUUUCCUAGAGAGAUUCUAAAUCUCACUGCCUUGCAAUGGGUUUAUCUGAGUAACAGCAGCAUCACUGGUAAGAUUCCAGAGGGAAUCAAAAACCUUGUUCGUCUACAAAACUUGGAGCUCUCUGAUAAUCAGAUCUCUGGUGAAAUUCCAAAGGAGAUUGUUCAGCUCAAAAACCUAAGGCAGCUUGAGAUUUAUAGUAAUGACUUGACCGGUAAGUUACCAUUGGGUUUUAGGAAUUUGACGAAUCUGAGGAAUUUCGACGCCUCUAACAACUCCUUGGAAGGUGAUUUAUCAGAGCUGCGGUUCUUAAAGAAUCUUGUGUCUCUUGGAAUGUUCGAAAACCGAUUAACCGGUGAGAUUCCAAAAGAGUUUGGAGAUUUCAAGAGUUUAGCUGCUUUGUCUCUUUACAGAAACCAGCUCACAGGGAAGCUUCCGAGGAGACUCGGUUCUUGGACAGCUUUUAAGUACAUCGACGUGUCUGAGAACUUCUUGGAAGGUCAGAUUCCUCCUUAUAUGUGCAAGAAAGGCGUAAUGACGCAUCUUCUCAUGUUGCAGAACAGAUUCACAGGACAAUUUCCAGAGAGUUAUGCUAAAUGUAAGACUCUGAUUCGUCUUCGUGUAAGUAACAACUCUCUCUCUGGAAUGAUUCCUUCAGGGAUUUGGGGUCUUCCUAAUCUACAGUUUCUUGACCUUGCUUCAAACUAUUUUGAAGGAAACCUCACUGGUGAUAUUGGUAAUGCCAAGUCUCUAGGUUCUUUAGAUUUGAGCAAUAAUAGAUUUUCAGGUUCUCUACCGUUUCAGAUCUCAGGAGCUAACUCGUUAGUGUCGGUUAAUCUUCGAAUGAAUAAGUUUUCCGGGAUAGUUCCUGAAUCUUUUGGUAAGCUUAAGGAGCUUUCAAGUCUCAUUCUUGACCAGAAUAAUCUAUCUGGUGCUAUACCAAAGUCACUAGGCUUAUGCACAUCUUUGGUUGAUCUAAACUUUGCUGGAAACUCACUCUCUGAGGAAAUCCCGGAAAGUUUAGGAUCUUUAAAGUUAUUGAAUUCCCUGAAUCUGUCAGGAAACAAAUUAUCAGGAAUGAUUCCUGUUGGUUUGUCGGCUCUGAAGCUAAGCUUACUUGACUUAUCCAACAACCAAUUGACCGGUUCUGUUCCUGAAUCUCUCGUAAGUGGAAGCUUUGAAGGAAAUUCAGGACUAUGCAGCUCAAAGAUCAGAUAUCUUCGUCCAUGUCCGCUUGGAAAACCUCACAGCCAAGGGAAGAGGAAACAUUUGUCAAAAGUCGACAUGUGUUUCAUUGUUGCAGCGAUACUUGCUCUGUUUUUCUUAUUCAGUUACGUGAUCUUUAAGAUAAGACGAGAUAAGUUGAAUAAAACGGUGCAGAAGAAGAACGACUGGCAAGUGAGCUCUUUCCGGUUACUAAACUUUAAUGAAAUGGAAAUUAUUGAUGAGAUCAAAUCAGAGAAUAUCAUAGGCAGAGGAGGUCAGGGGAAUGUUUACAAAGUAAGUCUAAGAAGCGGUGAAACACUAGCCGUUAAACAUAUCUGGUGUCCGGAGAGUUCCCACGAAAGCUUUAGAAGCUCAACGGCAAUGUUAAGUGACGGCAAUAACAGAAGUAAUAACGGAGAAUUCGAGGCAGAAGUCGCGACGCUAAGCAAUAUAAAACAUAUAAACGUUGUGAAGUUGUUCUGCAGCAUAACGUGUGAGGACAGUAAGCUGCUUGUCUAUGAGUAUAUGCCUAAUGGAAGCUUGUGGGAGCAGCUGCAUGAGCGUCGUGGUGAGCAAGAAAUUGGGUGGCGUGUGAGACAAGCGUUAGCUUUAGGAGCUGCUAAAGGGCUGGAGUAUCUUCACCAUGGGUUAGAUCGGCCGGUGAUACAUCGAGACGUGAAGUCCAGCAAUAUAUUGCUUGAUGAGGAAUGGAGACCAAGGAUUGCUGAUUUUGGAUUGGCUAAAAUCAUUCAGGCUGAUUCGGUUCAACGAGAUUUCUCGGCUCCUCUUGUCAAAGGAACUCUUGGUUACAUUGCCCCCGAAUAUGCAUAUACUACCAAAGUGAACGAGAAGAGCGACGUGUACAGCUUCGGGGUGGUGUUAAUGGAGUUGGUGACAGGGAAGAAGCCGUUAGAGACAGAUUUCGGCGAGAACAAUGACAUAGUCAUGUGGGUUUGGAGCGUGAGCAAGGAGACGAACAGAGAAAUGAUGAUGAAAUUAAUCGAUACGAGCAUAGAAGAUGAAUACAAGGAGGAUGCUCUUAAAGUUUUGACCAUUGCUUUAUUAUGCACGGACAAGUCUCCUCAGGCUAGACCGUUUAUGAAAUCAGUAGUUAGUAUGCUAGAAAAAAUAGAGCCUUCCUAUAACAAGAACAGUGGAGAAGCAAGUUACGGUGAGAGUGCUAAUGAUGAGAUUACUAAAGUUGUAUAACUCAUAGAUUGCACUUGGUUAUUAAUCGAGCUAAGGCUCAAGAAUAAUAAAUUCUUGAUUGGUUUUAUACUUAAAAAAAUUCUUCAGAGAAAGAUUCUAAGACCAUUCAAGAGUUUUGUAUCAUCUUCAUCUACAUGGACAAAAAAGAAAGUAGUAGUUGUAAAGGGUUAGUGUAAAUUGAAAAGCCAUAAGAUUUUCUAUGAUAAUACUCUUUAAAAAUAAUUAAAAAGAUAAAGCAAAAAGCCAUAGUUAUUAAAUAACUUACAGACGAACAUUUAUAAAAUACAUCGCAACGAUAGGACAUGCAUGAUCAUCACAAUCACAAAGAUCAGAGACAUCUUCAGAUGUUUCUUACAUAAGUUUUGUAUACACACACACACAUAUUUAGCAUCAAGUUACAGUUUCAACUUUCAGCCCUGGCGGUCAAUCUCCACCGUCCAUCCCUUGGUAUCCUCGACCCGACCCGUCUGGAUAUCACUUAACG
Molecule: messenger RNA, 3460 nt
Organism: Arabidopsis thaliana (thale cress)
Lineage: Eukaryota; Viridiplantae; Streptophyta; Magnoliopsida; Brassicales; Brassicaceae
Gene: IKU2
Product: Leucine-rich repeat protein kinase family protein
Exons: 2
Coding region: 1-2976 (991 amino acids)
Biological process (GO): post-embryonic development; reproductive structure development; plant gross anatomical part developmental process
Cellular component (GO): membrane
Molecular function (GO): protein serine/threonine kinase activity; protein kinase activity; ATP binding
Source: RefSeq, marked reviewed